AUGGAGGCCUCUGAAGCAUCAGCUUCUACUUUAGCUGGCUUUAUGGAAAGGAGAAGGAGAAGCUCUCUGAUUCGUCGACCCCGCGACGUAAAAGGAAGCUUGCACAGUUUUACUUUCUUGCAACCCUCAACACAGCAGCCAAACCCAAGUUAUAGGAAAGCCAAUGGGCCUGCGAGUGAGAACACACUGAAACUGAAGCUUAAGCUUGGUGGUGGUGUUACUCGUACAAUCCAAACCAACUCAGAAGCUAAGGUAAAAGGAAAUGUACCGGAUCAGAGGCAUGUUCAGAAAACUAUGUAUCUUGGAGAGAUAAGAGUAAGUCCCUCUGAGACUGUGAACGGAGGGUCCGUGUGCGAGAAGAGCAAACGAGGUCUUAAAAAACGUUUACUGGAUCCAGAACAAGACAGUGAUGAUGAUGGAGAUGAGGAGAUCAGAUACUUAGAAAAGUUGAAGUCUAAAAGGGUCAACAGGGACUAUCAUGAAGGUAAAGAAAGCAGAAAGUUACACAGCAAUGGCCACAACAUGGAAGAAGACAUGAGAGACAAAUAUGCUGUAACUCAAAGGAAAAAGCCAGUGGAUUCGCUCACAAGUGGAACAACUCCUAGGAAUGGUCCUCUUGAAUUCCCUGAUGGCUUACCUUGCCCUUCCUCUAAAAGACAAAAACAGAAGCUUUCGGAGGUAGAGCAACAAUCCAAGAAGGCUGAAGUUGCACAGAGACGGCGAAUGCUGUCCGAGAAAGCUGCCCAAGAAGCUGAGGCUGAAGCUAUCAGGAAAAUACUCGGUCAAGAUUCAGGGAGAAAGAAAAAAGAGGAGAAGAUUAAGAAACAACAAGAAGAACGAGCUCAGGAGAGAGCUGAGAGAUCAAGCACACUUGCAGCAAACACAGUCAGAUUGGUUAUAGGUCCAAGUGGAACAACUUUGACAUUUUCUGAAGACAUUGGUCUUCCAGAUAUUUUCAAGCCGAUUACUUACAGUUAUCCUCCUCCACGUGAGAAAUGUGUGGGGCCAAAUUGCGAGAAAGCGUACAAGUACAGAGAUUCAAAGUCGAAGCUACCACUAUGUAGUCUUAGUUGUUACAAUGCUAUUCAAGAGAAAAUGCAACAGUCUCCGAUUCAUUGCUAA
Microthlaspi erraticum is the source of this 1122-nucleotide messenger RNA. The record is from the annotation of a GenBank genome assembly. NCBI's taxonomy places the organism in Eukaryota, Viridiplantae, Streptophyta, Magnoliopsida, Brassicales, Brassicaceae.